CCCGCGUCGCGUAGGCGGCGAUGGCGGCGGCUCUGUGGAGACGUGGCUGGCGCUUCCGGUGGCGUGCACCCGCCGCGGCGGGAAGGGUGCGGGGCGCGGCGGGGCCCGCGGCAGCAGGACAGCGGAACUAUGACCUCCUGGUGAUUGGUGGGGGAUCUGGCGGCCUGGCCUGUGCCAAGGAAGCUGCUCAGUGGGGAAGGAAGGUGGCCGUGGUCGAUUAUGUGGAACCUUCCCCCCGAGGCACCAGGUGGGGCCUUGGCGGGACCUGUGUCAAUGUGGGCUGCAUCCCCAAGAAGUUGAUGCACCAGGCAGCCCUGCUGGGGGGCCAGAUCCGAGAUGCCCACCACUACGGCUGGGAAGUGACCCACCCCGUCCCACACAACUGGAGGAAGAUGGCAGAAGCUGUUCAGAACCAUGUCAAAUCCUUGAACUGGGGGCACCGAGUCCAGCUGCAGGACAGAAAAGUCGAGUACUUUAACAUCAAAGCCAGCUUUGUCAAUAAGCACACGGUGUGCGGUGUCACAAAAGGCGGGAAGGAGACUCUGCUUUCGGCUGAUCACAUCGUCAUUGCUACUGGAGGACGGCCAAAGUAUCCUCUGCAUGUUGAAGGUGCCUUGGAGUAUGGAAUUACAAGUGAUGACAUAUUCUGGCUGAAGGAGUCCCCUGGAAAAACGUUGGUGGUCGGAGCCAGCUACGUUGCCCUGGAGUGUGCCGGCUUCCUCUCUGGCCUGGGCCUGGACACCACGGUGAUGAUGCGCAGCAUCCCCCUUCGGGGCUUUGACCAGCAAAUGGCUUCCUUGGUCACAGAGCACAUGGAAUCUCAUGGCACCCAGUUCCUGAGAGGCUGCACACCCUUGCAGGUCAGAAGGCUCCCUGAUGGCUGUCUCCAGGUGAUCUGGGAGGACCGAGUCUCUGGCAGGGAAGACAUGGGCACCUUUGACACUGUCCUGUGGGCCAUCGGUAAGGGGUGCUGGGCCAUACCCAUGCAUCUGUCUCAGGUCCCCAGGACCCCUGAAAAGGGAUCCUCAUCUCCUUCCUGUCAGCUCCAAGGGUCUCCCUCACCUGCUGACUCUUAGGCAGGUGGCUACUACACAGCACCCCUCUACACCAAGCCCAUUGGGCAGUAUGCCCCUGACCCGUCCAUCUUACCAUCCUAAGCACCAAGCCGCUUCAUGUUUUCCCAGUACCAUCUAAUCUUGUUCUGAAAGAACACAUCAGAGAGGUCUGGAUGGAGGGAAGCAGGCAGCUAGAUCGUUGUUAUUUAGGAGGCUAAAUGGCCCUCCUGACUUCAUGUCCCUUUAGAUAGAAACCUAUACGUUCCCUACGAGGUUUAAAUUAGCCUAGGUAUAUUUCUCUUUAGCAAAUGAGAUCUGUUUUCCAUCAUAGUUUCAAGCUAGCUGUUGUUAGCACCUACAGACGAUCCAGAUUUCUAAGUUUGAAGCAGCAUUUUUAUAGCUCCCAGUACUUUCCAGUGGCUGGCUCAGGGCUCUGCAGAGUCAUCACGUGCUGCGGGGGGGGUCUUAAUGGCCUUUCCAAUGCCACACUUCAUGGCUUUCCAAAGACAAUAUCCAGGGAUGGUGCAGAGAGGCCUUGGGGCCUUCUGGCCCAGUGGGUGGGACCGGCUACUGCCUGGCUCCUGGAGGGUUUAAAUUCUCACCGCCCCCCCAGUUUCUGAGAACCCUACAUCCUACUGUACACAGGGGUGAAGGCCAAACAGGUAUGGCUGUGACAGGCAGCCACAGGCAAGGGGGCUGGGGAGAUCAGAGAAGCUGUUUCUGGUUUGGACCCUACACCCCUGAGCCUGCACCCCAGGCAGCUGGCCCCUUGAGGAGAGGGGUGGAGAGUGUGGCGCAGCCAGGGGGGACCUUCCUCAGAGCUGGACCACUGGGGGAGACUGGGAAGAGCAGCUUGAGCCUGGGGGAGGGGGAGUCUGGAGGAAAGGCGUCCUGGCCCUGACUGCCUAGUAGAGGGUCCCUACUGUGGGGCUGCCCCGGCCAUCGGUGAACCAGGUGUCCUCGUUAGUGAGGGCGGUACAGCCAGCGGGUGCAGCAUACCUGCUUGGAAGUCCCUGCCCGCCUUGUGACUUGCAGCUCCUAGUUUUCUCAAUUGACCUGUCACCUUACAUGUUCAAAGUUGGAACAGCUGAGUUUUUGCUUUCUUGCUGCAGUGACCCUGUCCUGGGAUCUGGGUCCAGAGUGGUAUCACUGUCAGGGACAUUGUCUGCUUCCGGUCACCACAGGGUGUUAAUGAGCACCCCAGGGCUGUUUGUCUGGGGUGGGUCCCAGUGCUCCUGGGUGGGAUGGGAGAUAAAGCUGUGCCACCAAGCAGUGCAUUUCUGGAAAAGCCAGUCUGUUUUCUCUGAGUUGCUUGGAAUGAAUGGAGAUUAGAAAUGGAAGCACAUUGGUGGAGGAGUCAGACCCUUUACUCUUGUGGAGCAGACACAGGGCAGAUUUGACAAGCUGGGAAAGGGCCCCAGGUUCCCUGAAGUGAAUUUUGUACGUCUUGACCUAAAGUUGAUAAAUUACUAAAAGAAAUAUUCUUGAUCAAAAGUAAAUUUUAAGUGGUUUUGUUGUGGUAAACACUAUGAAAAAUUGUGUGACUUUUCAGACCUAGAAGAACAAAACCCCAUUGCCGUCGAGUCGAUUUCAACUCAUAGUGACGCUAUAGGGCAGAGCAGAACUACCCCAUAGGGUUUCCAAGGAGCAGCUGGUGAAUUCAAACCGCCGACCUUCUGGUUAGCAGCUAAGCUCUUAACCACUGAGCCAACAGGGCUCCCAUAGAAGGACAAGCGAAUCUUUAUUCUCUUGAACUCCAUUCCAAGCGGUGAGGUGACAGGGUCUUGCCCUCCCCAUAGCAGCCCCCUGUCUCACCGAUGUCUCUCCGCAGCCCACCUGCCCACCAUGAUGACUGCAGCUCAGAGGACAUGGGGCUGAGCCAUCGGAAAGCCUUGGUGUGCCCCUGGCUCCCCAGUGGAGCCUCCUGCAGCAGAGCUGCUGUGGCCUGAAUGUCCACCUCCCCUACUGGGAGUCAGCCAUAUUUUUUAUAUUUUCAAAAAGCACAUCCCCCAGACAGCCUGCCCAGCCUGAUUGAUGCUGUGGGUGGAAGCUCUCGGAGCCCUUGGCCCCUGACCCUGGCUCCCAGAGCAGCACAGCAGCCGUGGUGGUUUUUUGGCGCAGCCUCUAGGGCUGCUUGGGCAUGUGCUGACUCUGCCUUUGGCUUCCGGGCCGUAGUUUUGUAAACAUUCAGGAGCCACUUCCCAGUUGAGGAACUAGGCUUGUUUUCUGCCAGCUAAACUGAUAAGCCAGGCAUUAUUUUUACUUGCAAUAAAGCAUGAUCUGCUCCCGAAGGUUAAAAUCAAAUGCUGUCAGAUGCUACACAGCUGGCAAAUGGAGCAUUUCCUCCCCGACAGUGCUUUCCAGUCCAAAGGGGGCCACCUGGGUCAACCAAGCUGGGUUUGUUGACGCGUGCUUUAAAAACAAAAAAGGGAAGGACUCUCUACCCCCCCCCCCCCCGCCGCAGACACACAUGCAGAAGCAAUGGUGUGCACGGCAGGGGGGCUUCAGGGUCUGCACAGGGCCUGCUGUGGCCGGCUGCCCAAGUGGCCCCAGAGAGUGGUGCCGGCUACUGCACCACGGCCGUGAAGAACAAGGAUGAGGGAUCAGCAGCGAGGCCUCCAAGUCCUCCUACACAGCCUUGAUCUCCACGCGGGGGAUUACUCACAUGAGCUGGCCGAGUUCCAGAAACCAGAAGUCUGAAUUUGGAGAAGGCUGGAGUAAAAACCAACCCUGACAAUGAGAAGAUCGUGGUUGAUGCCCAGGAAGCCACCUCUGUGCCCCACA
Molecule: messenger RNA, 3839 nt
Organism: Loxodonta africana (African savanna elephant)
Lineage: Eukaryota; Metazoa; Chordata; Mammalia; Proboscidea; Elephantidae
Gene: TXNRD2
Product: thioredoxin reductase 2
Exons: 12
Coding region: 21-1076 (351 amino acids)
Biological process (GO): glutathione metabolic process; cellular response to oxidative stress; cell redox homeostasis
Cellular component (GO): mitochondrion; cytosol
Molecular function (GO): glutathione-disulfide reductase (NADPH) activity; thioredoxin-disulfide reductase (NADPH) activity; flavin adenine dinucleotide binding
Source: RefSeq, a predicted model, not a curated record